AUGUAUUUAUUUAUUUAUUUAAUGUUUUUUAUUUAUUUUAUUUGGUUUAAUAUGUUAAUAUUUUAAUUUUAUUUAUUAAUUUAUUUGUUUAUUUUAAUAUCAAUUUUUUAAAAUUAUUUCGCUAAUUAGGUUAAUAUAAUAUUUUAAAUAGUAAAACUACCUAUUUUUAAAAAAAUAUUUUUAUAUAUUAAUUAGAUAAAGAAUUUUCUGUUUAUUGAUUUGGAGCUUAGGGGGACUUGUAUUCUUGGAGAGCGUUCUAACUGCGUGAAUUAAGUUCUUGGCAUCUGGAAGAUUUCAAGCUGCGAAGUUGAGCUUUGUCAAGAACGGUGUCUGGUAGUAACAGCAUCACCUCACAUAUUCCACUCUAGCUUGAAAAAAAGCACAUUUCUAGACUCCUCUAUGUGGGAGAUAGAAAGUUUAGAAGGAGUGCCAGCUAGAGCCCUAGAGAAGAAAGACUUCAGAAGACAAACCUUAACUUGUCUGUGA
Tetrahymena thermophila SB210 is the source of this 486-nucleotide messenger RNA. RefSeq names its product transmembrane protein, putative. The record is from RefSeq and is a predicted model, not a curated record. The transcript has a single exon. Lineage: Eukaryota; Ciliophora; Oligohymenophorea; Hymenostomatida; Tetrahymenidae.